AAAUGUCCAAGCUUCAUCGCGCGAAACGGACGAAAAUCUUAACUUUACCAGGACCAUAUGCAUGCCGUAUGGGAUAACUUGUAUGACAUUGCACCUCCGGCAGCACUAUUGCAUGGUAAACGGACCCAAGGCUUGGCACAUAUGCCCAGGCCCUGUCCAAGUCGCCAACUUGAAGUCCGAAGGAUCGGACAACUUCAGUCACUCAGAUUGCUCAUUGUCUACAUAUUCUGCCACAGUCCGACGCAGUCCGUGCGGGAUACUAUCUUACAAUGCAUGACUGUUCGGCAGCCGACCAGAUGAACGAGCAAUCUGAAGCUAACUCACCGUCUCUGUCACUUGAUCAUUCCUACUACAAUGUCCCUCCCUAAGAACACUACCGUACUUAUUGUCGGCGCAGGCCCCGCAGGCCUCACAGCUGCUCUUUCUCUUGUCCACCACGGGUGUCAUGACUUCGUUAUCGUGGAUGCCAUAGUCGAAGGACAAAAUUCAUCUCGGGCUAUUACUAUACACUCUGCAACCGUCGAGGCUUUAGCCAGCAUCGAUGCAGUGGAUGGCUUACUGUCUCGAGCCAUCAAGGGCAAGAGCAUCAGAAUCACAUCCCGUAGUUCACAGAUCUUUGAGGCCAAAUUCGACCCUCUGAAGAAACAUUCCGUCCACCCAUACGCGCUCUUCGCCCCUCAGAAUGUGACAGAGCUUGUACUCGGGCAGAAGUUGCAGAGCCUUGGGGUUCAGGUGCAGCGUCCGCACAGGGUAGUUGGAAUGAAACAGAACGACAAGGACCCUCGCAUCACCGACGUCUCGUUUGAGGACGGUCAAGUCGUUAAAGCUAGAUAUAUCAUCGGCGCAGAUGGCGCCCGCUCAAUUAUUCGUACCAUCGCCGGCAUAGGGUUCUCUGACCCAGAAGGCCCAGACCUAGUCGAUAACGUACUGGCUCAAAUGGUCGCUGCAGAUGUUACUUUCGAGCCUGAGCCUGUCGGUCCAUUAUUCUCAGAGGGCCACCUCAAUGGCACAGUUUCCUCAGGCAGUUUCUUCCUGCUUACACCGUUCGGCAACCACUUCAAUGCCGAGCUCACGCGAGAUGGAAAGCCCAUUACGAAAUCUAUUUUCCGUGUAGGUUGCGCCAUUCCAGUGAAGAACGGAGAGCCACCCCGUGCUCCGCCGAAGGAGUACCUCCAGGACUUGAUCAACACAUACGGUCCAUCGUCCAUAACAUCAGAUCCAUCCCUUAACCCAACACCUGUCAAGAUCGACCAGGUGGUCUGGUCAACACGUUUCAGAACCCAUUCAGCCAUUGCCGACCGCACCUUCACGCGUUUUGGCGCUGCUAUUCUCCUAGUCGGCGACGCAGCCCAUAUACAUUCACCUGCUGGCGGCCAGGGCAUGAACCUGGCCAUCAGGGACGCGAUCUUCCUUGCAGAUGCUGUCACAAAGCACAUCCAAGCGUCUGCAGAGAAUCCCGAUGUAGAUGAUACCAUUUUGCAGGAAUUUGCGGACACGCGUCAUGCGCGAGCGAUGGAGAUCAUCGGUUUCAGCAAGACACUUUUGAAACUCGCAAGUCUUACAUACGAAGCAUAUGCUUGGUGGAUGCCGUUCAGUGGGGCUUUUAUCCGUGAUUUGAUGCUAAGAAUGUUGGGCAGAUUUGAUUUCGUGCAGUCGAGGGUUGCGUGGGGUCUGAGUGGGCUUGGAAGACGGUAAUCGCAUAGUUUUUGGAUGGUUUGGUCACUGCAUUUUGUGUAAAUUUUGUAAUAAUACGCAAGACGUUCCGGGGUGCUGGCGCACCAAGUCCCCG
Suillus clintonianus is the source of this 1789-nucleotide messenger RNA. RefSeq lists its product as uncharacterized. The transcript has 4 exons. The record is from RefSeq and is a predicted model, not a curated record. Bases 355 to 1695 code for a protein of 446 amino acids. NCBI's taxonomy places the organism in Eukaryota, Fungi, Basidiomycota, Agaricomycetes, Boletales, Suillaceae. Gene Ontology annotation, molecular function: FAD binding.